AUGGUGAAUUUUUCUCGAAUUGCUACGCCUUUGACAAAGCUAAUUAGAAAGGAUUUAAAGUUCGUGUGGGAUGAUAGUUGGGAAGAAGCUUUCAGAGAACUUAAGCAAAAAUUGACUACGGCAACUGUUCUCACUGUGCCUAAUAGUGAUGAAUCGUAUGUGGUAUUCACUGAUGCUUCCGGUACUGGUUUAGAAGGAGUUCUCGUGCAAAAUGGCAAGUUUGUUGGCUAUGCUUCACGCCAAUUGAAGCCACAUGAGAAGAACUACCCUACACAUGACUUGGAACUUUAUCUCUUUACUAAAAGAGACUUGAAAUUGAGGCAAAGAAGAUGGGUUGAGUACAUGGAAGAUUAUGAUUUCACUUUGCAAUAUCAUCCUGGAAAAGCAAGUGUGGUUGCUGAUGCAUUAAGUAGAAAACCUCAUGGUACUUUGGCUUGUUUGGUUCUUGAGGAUUGGAAAAGAACGAUCAUGAUGGGUGAUUAUGAAUUAGAGUACUAUGAAGGAAAAUACAUUGUGAUUGUUGAUCGUUUGGCCAAAUCUGCUCUUUUCAUUCCAAUUAGGAAGGAUUAUAAGCAUGGGUUGCCUUCCAGCAUUGUUUCUGAUAGAGAUCCUCAAUUUACAUCAAGGUUUUGGCGAGCAUUACAAAAUGCUUUAGGAACUGAACUUAACUUGAGCACCACUCACCACCCUCAGACAGAUGGACAGUCUGAGAAGACUAUCCAAACUUUGGAGGACAGGCUUCGUUGUUGUAUUUUGGAUUUUGGGGGUAGCUGGGGAGAACACUUGUCAUUGGUGGAAUUCAGUUAUAAUAAUAUCUACCAAACCAGUAUAGGCAUGGCUCCUUAUGAGGCCUUAUAUGGGAGAGCAUGCAGAUCACAUUUGUAUUGGACAGAACCAAAUUAG
Messenger RNA from Humulus lupulus (European hop), 903 nucleotides. RefSeq lists its product as uncharacterized. Bases 1 to 903 code for a protein of 300 amino acids. Gene Ontology annotation, biological process: DNA integration. The record is from RefSeq and is a predicted model, not a curated record. The transcript is spliced from 4 exons. Gene Ontology annotation, molecular function: nucleic acid binding. Lineage: Eukaryota; Viridiplantae; Streptophyta; Magnoliopsida; Rosales; Cannabaceae.